CGAUUCCUUGCAGGUGUUUCUCACGUCAACUUCGAGCCUAAAGAGUUUGCUUACCUCAACAUCACAAGAAUCGGCUCACAACUUGUCCGAAAGGACAUCGAGUGUGGAUUUGCCUGUUUGGAAAUCACUUCAUGUUUCUCUUACAACCUGGCUGCUUUUCCCGAUGCCAAUGGAAAACUGUCAUGUGAACUACUUCCAUCAGACAAGUAUAACAACUCAGACAAAUUCAUCUACAGCCCGACUUUCAACCAUUUCAGUAUCCCGGUAGAUGCAAAUUUAUUUGUUCCAGUUUUUGCAAUUGACAGAAAAAAAAAUGGUCGUCAGAGGAAUAGUGUGAAUCAAAUUUAUAGCAUUAUUAGUGGCCAAUGAAAGUCGAGAAUACAUAUUUGGAAGUAAUUUCAUCAGCCCAUGUUCUCUAAUUUUUUCUCAACUUAGUGUUCACCAAUCACAGACCAUCAAUUGAUAGAGCUGUUUAAUAAAUAAAGAGUCGUUGAUAUCGUUUCAUGCUACUGACAGCUUAUUCAUUUUAAACAGAACCCUUGCUCCAGCGAUCCUUGCACGAACGGUUCAAAUUGUGUGGCCAAGUACAGCGAUGAUGAUUAUCAGUGCGCAUGCUCUCCAGGAUUUAAAGGAAAACACUGUCAAAUAAAAAUAGGUGUGUCGACGUAGCAUGUUCAAUUUAUUACCAUCCAACUAUAUCUUGCUCAGUGCUACAUUUAUUUCGAUAUUUGUUGCGACGUGAGUGAGUUAUUUCCUGAUUUUUUUCCCUUUCUAAGCUCCGGGGAAAGACUGCAAAGACAUUAAGAUGCGAGGUGAUUCAGGGGGAAAUGGUAUGUAUCAAAUGGACCCGGAUGGAGGAAGCCUUUCAAAUGCAUUCUGGGCCUACUGUGAUAUGACGUCAUACAAUGGAGGUUGGACCAUGUGUUACACUACCGAUGAAUAUGUCAAACCCAGGGCCGAGGUCACAUAUAAUGCCUCUUUUCCUUAUGGAAAUGUCGGCUACAGGACCAACUGCAACAAAAUCUCUGUAAGUUGAUUGAAUAACCUCUUAUCUCUAUGAAUAUGGAUCGCUUAGUAUAUAUACGUAUGGAUCUCGAAACACGAUUUCAUUUUUUGUGUUUUUGUAUGACGCACAAAUGGGUGUGUCGAUGUACAUAAUGAUUUGUUAGUAUUUUUGUGUUAAAUUUUAGAAAAUUUUUUGAACAAUUCUCUCCUUAUAAUGCAUUUCAUAUGCUCGUAUCUAUUCGUUUACUGCACUGAAAAUGGCUGCUGCUGUAUCUUCUUAUACUAAAGAAAAUACUAAAGCACAUAAAACCUAGACUAAGGCUGUAAAAAGGUCGGAAUUUCGCACCAUAUAAUACAAAGCAUUGUCUCUUUUUCCAGUUUACAGAGAUUAUGUUCUUGGAUCAUCAAACUUUGGCUAAAGUUUAUUUCAAGCGAAGAACCAACCAGUCUAUAACGGCCAGUUUGAAUUAUGGGAACGGUGCUUCUACUUAUGGAUUAUGGGACGGUAUGGGAGUGAGCGACGCCUACCUUUAUCAGCUACUGAUCUGUGAUACCUCAUUCUACAGUGGCUUCUUAGUUUCUGGUUAUACAAAUUGUUAUAAGCAGUGUGGUCACUGGUGUGGCGAUAGAGUCUCCCCGUACUUCCGUACUGCAUCUACCAGUUCGAGUUACUUUGGUGUGGCCUUUAACAUCAAUGGCCACCGAUCAGUCAAUAAAAGACUCAUCAGUGUCGGUCUGCGCUGAGACAUUUACGGAUUGAGUGCAUACAUAAUUUCCUUCUUAGGUGUGUCAUAUUUAAUCAUGAGCAUAACAUACUAAUCGUAUCUAGGCUUGUCCCGAUUGUGCACGGCAACUUAUGAGCAACUUUUUGUGUUUGAGGGAACUUUUUGUGGUCCUAACAACCUCGAGCAAUUAUUGCCUUAUUGCCUGAUUGCGUAAUAUAGGUUUAAGGCACAUUUCAAGCACAAAAUAGUCAACAAUUUGAUAGAAAACUUUAAUCUAUGUUUAAUCUAUUUAAUUAUCUAUAUUUAAUCUAUGUUGAUCAACACUUGACAACUUUUCUCAUGCCCGUUGCGAUUCUUAUCUGAUAUUGUGAGAUGGCAAGACGUCAAAUGAAACAUGUAUCUUGUUCCUUUAGGCAUAAGAGUAUCCUUAAAUUUCGCCCAUAUUUGCAAGCAAUUCAUCACAGCUAUGUUUCAAGGUUUUUUCUUGACGAAUGUUUGCAAUUAUUGUGAAUAACGAACGUGAAGAUUCAGAUUAACGUUUUGAAUAAAAUAUCAAGAAAUUUAGGUAGCAACUUUUUGUAUGAAUUUGCAAUUUUUCAGCAACAACAAUUUGGCAUUUUAACGAGCAACUUUCCAGAAUUUAACGCGUACAAUCAAGAUAGGCCUAGUCGUAUCUCUAGAUAGCCCCGUCCCAUCACGUAAUGAUAAUGAUAAUAAUGAUAAUAACAAUGAUAAUAAGAUAAUAUUUUAAGAGGAGACCUCUAAGUAGUUUUUAGGGGCGUGUGCCUAGUACAUCUGAAGUUGGUUUGUUUCUGAUGUCCUUGCCACUGUAAUAUAAUUUCUAUCACGUAGUGAACCAAUCCUACAGAGUAACGCUAGAUUCUGCGUAUUUUUUCAAGAUAUGAAUAUGCAUGUUAGUCUGCGAAAUGAUCAGAGAUCGAGGCAUGUAGCAUAAUAUUUAUCCUCUAUAUCAAUUUAAGUAUGUUCAGAAAUGGCUUCUCCACGUUGGUUGGGCUUGUAAUGUCAGCCAAACUUUAAGUGAUCCUACGUUUAGGAUGCAUUAAUUUGCGACUAAAAAGUCUUGAAGUCCAUGAUAAACGGUGCAUCAGCGUUGGCUCACGAUAAAAGACAGCUUUAGCUUUAAACUCGUAACUGCACGGUAAUUGAAUAUAUAUUACCAACACACGCCAAAAUUUUUCCAUCCUACACCUAUGCGCAGAUUGUAUAAAUGUGGUGGAAUCUGUGUCGCAAUACAGUAGAGGAAGAAGUAGAAGUAGGACUUCAAACAAUUUACAUGCUGAUUUAGUAAAAUCUGUGUCACUAUAAAAUAAAGGAAGUAUUCGUAGUAGUACUUGUAGAGGCAAUCUACGUGUAACAUCCCUCUGUCAUUAACCAACCAAGAUAACAAGAAAAGACAGAGGGCUUCAUCUUAAUAUGACGCCACAUUCUCUUGAGAGAAUAUUUCACAUGUAUUAAUGUAAAGAGUGAUUUUUGAGUUGUUGUAAUUUUAUAAAUGCAACAUUUUGCAGGUAGUUAGUAGGUAAGCAGGCGGAAUGAUUACGAACAACAAGAUUUGUUUAGAAAGAAAGUAGAAGGAUUAUGUAUUUUUAAUGCUACGCAUACGUACGUUCAUUGGCUUAGCAAAGCAGUAAACAGAGAAACCGCGGUAAACAGUUGACAUUUUCUGUUGGCAUCAAGCCUCUGUCUAAAGGGGAAAACUAAGAUGACAGGUUAUAAAAAAAAAUGACUAAUCAUGUCUUAACAAUGUUGUAAUCAGUUUGUUUACAGUUUUUUUCAAGUAACAUCUCAGUCCCUUAUGAACAGUCUUGAUUGUAACUUUCUGUGCCUGCAAUAAAUCGAAAACGAGUUCGUAAACAUCCAUUCGUAUUAUGAAUGACUCGUUCAUUUCAGCUGAUAAUCGCGCAGCUUCAUUUGUUGGACGAAAUUGCCAACCCGCGUAACGAGAGGUUAUUAAAUUCUUGCCUUAAAUCAUUCUCUGAUUGGCUCCCGCAUUCAAUGUCGUUGUAAGGUGCAGAUAUUCAAUUCAAUAUGUAAUUGGCUUCCUAGGGUAAGAAAAGUUGUUAUUGUUUACGUAGUAAGGACGGUGACUGUUAUAUGGCUAAAUAAAUAUAAUCAGAGAUGCAUUUCGAACUCGUCCUAAAACAAUGGCAACAAUAGAUGUGUUAAUGGUUGUUAGUGGUGUUGUAAAUAAAAUCUGUUAACCAUUAAGGCGUUCAAGCACAAUCGCACGUUUUCUUUCAUUUUUUAUCUUUCACUUUUUUCUUGAUGUGAUGUACGCCUGUAUCCAUGGCAGGAAGCUAGCGCUUUUCAUCGAAUUUGAUAACAGUUUCUGAAUUCUAGUUAACAAUAUGGUUCUGAAUGGGUUAUCUCCAACUGAUUCCUCGAUAGAAUUCCACCUUUCGUGAACGCAAGCCUAGUUAAAAUAUUAAUUCGUGAACACAGGCCUAUUCAUUUAAUUCAUCAUUUAAAUGGACCCACAGGUGUUGCUUCUUUGAAAAAGUAUCUUACACUUCACACCACAGAAAAAAUUGAAGACGCUGAAGGUGUUGUUGUCAACACUUUAGUCAUGAUGCUCCGGAUUGCAACGGCGCUGAAUCCACGACCCCAACAAAUCGGUCUAACCGUAGUGAUGACCUUUAUUUUUCUCUUUGCCACAACUAAAGGUAAAUUGCCUUACUUAUUUACUAUUUCUUAGUUCUUCCUCCUCAAAAGAAAAAGGAACUUAGUAUUAAAUCAUGACCAUGUUAUGCAGGACAUUAACCGAAUUUUGCGUGGAUUUUUUCUGGCUAGGCAUUAAAAUAGGUUGUCUCGUGCAGCGAUAUCUUACGCUGACUUUUAUCAUUUAAUAAAGGGAAGGAUAUCCUAUAUAGACUUCUUUUGAAAAGCUGAUAAAAUAUCCCUCCAAAAUCGACAGUACAGAUCUUUGUUUUACUCGGGAACAGGAAAAAAAGAGGUGAUGGUAAUUGUCUCGCAAAUUUGUGGCCAAAUUUCACAGGUCACGCCAUCAUUUUUCGGCUACGUAUCCUUUAUCACGUCGACCCAGAGUCAAUUCUUUAUUUCUCCGGUGAGACGAGAUGUAAGGAGCGAGAUGGAGACGAGAAAACUGAUUCUUUGGUCGGCACGGAACCGGAGGCUGACAAUGUUAGGAUACAAAUUAAACCUUAUAAGUUCAACAUGUAAACUGCUGUGUUAUGAUGUCGACAAGUUUCCUGUUUCUAUGUAAACGGGGCCGCCCUCAGCCGCUUUUCCGUGCAAAACUAACUCAACUAAUUUCUCUCGUUACAAGGUUUCCACCGCCAGGAUUCCUCUGCGGGUGUGUCUUACCUCAACUUCAAACCUGAAGCGUUUUCUUACUUAAAUAUUACAAGAAUUGGUUCAGAACUUGUCCAAGAUGGUAGCGAGUGUGGAUUUGCCUGCUUGGAAAUCACUUCGUGUUUUUCGUACAACCUGGCUGCAUUUCCUGAUAAUUGGGGAAAGCUGUUGUGUGAACUGCUUCCGUCCGAUAAGCACAGGGAACCCAAUGAACUCAUCAGCAAUCCCAUAUUCCAUCAUUUCAGUAAAACUGUAAGUGCAAUCUUGUUUCAGUUUAAGCUAUACGUCCCCUCCCCCAUAAGUAAAUCAAUUGGGGCUGCUGCUGAUAGGAAAGUGCGUGAUUGAAAGUAUCAUUUGACAGCUGUGAUUUUGUACGAUAACUUCAGUCAAGAGAAUAUAAAAGGUAAUUCUCUUGCCUCAGUGACACAGACCUCGUUAUAGUGAUGGUGGUCCCUUUGUUAGAAAGAAAACUUAGCCUGUCAAUCUUGAAUAUCUCAACUAAGCUAUAAAUGCAUGUAAAGCGGUUCUUACCAAUGAUCUAUUGGAGGAAAGAGGCACAGACGUCUGCACCGAUAACAAUAUUAGGAUUCUUUCUAUAUUUAUCUAUCACAAGAAAUCAGUCACCAGUUCACGCUCCGUUACGCCUCGUGUGCCGAUUUUUAAUUCUUAACACUUUUGACGUCAUCUGUGAUCUCUUUUUAAAACAGACGUAGGACAACUUGGAAUCUAUUUGUUGUUUAACAAAAAAGAUGAGAAUUAUUGUUUUAUUUUGUUGAAACAGACUCCUUGCUUCAGCGAUCCAUGCAUAAGCAAUGCAACUUGUGUGGUAAAUUACAAAGAAAACGAUUAUCACUGCAGCAUAUGUCCACCAUUUUACAACGGAAAAGACUGCAGUAAAGGUAUCUCCUACUCCGCCUCUUCCAUCUCCAUUCUUUCUUUUUCUACUCGUUGUUUCUUCCUGUUUCCUGUUACUCCUCAAUCAGUCUCCAGGCCGUAGUUGUUCUUAGCAUGGAUAACAGUGUCCACCGGAUAGAUCAUGUGUCCAUCCGAUUGAUAGCGCAGUACGUUAAAACUUAUAUAAUGGAUAAAAAUUUUUCCGUUGGGUAGCGUUAUUGGCCCUUUGAACAACUGGGCCCUGUAGUCUUCUACUGGUCGCGAAAGUUUCACUUUGGUUCCAUUAAAAUGAAAAAAAAAAAACCGAGUGCUACACGUGAAAGAAAGACCUCUACGAGGGGAGAAUCCGAGCGCAGAAGGGGGAGGGGGGUUACCUCAGUUUACUCUGACUUUUUUUUUCUGUUUCGUAUUCUUUUAAGCUAUGCAGAAAACUGACCGCAAUUUAUUUCCGACUAAACAAUUUUUUAGCGCUUUUGCUAUUCAUUUUAUUUAACCUGCGAUUCUGUCAACCUCAAUAACAAGAAUUCAUAAGUCAUAAGUCAUACUGAUAAACCAACUUCUAUUAGCCACAUAGACUCAGUUAUUAUUCCUUUUAAUGUUCAGGUCCAUUUGUUGGACUUCAUUGCCUGGACAUUAAGGAACGAGGUUUUUCCCGGGGUAAUGGCAUGUACUGGUUGGACCCGGAUGGAGGAAGCCAUUUCAAUGCAUUUCAGGCCUACUGUGACAUGACGUCACACAAUGGAGGAUGGACCAUGUGUUACACUACCGAUGAAUAUGUCAGACCUAAGAGUGAGGUCACAUACAACGCCCAGUUUCCUUAUGGAAGUGACGGCUACAGAACUGAUUGCAACAACAUCCCAGUAAGUUUUUUAGCUGAUAUUAAUGAUCAUACCACAGACAUUCCUUUUUGCGAGAUUUUAAUAUAAAGCACAUUACUCCAUUAUCAUCCUUGGGCGCAUGCAAUUGAAUAUAGCAGUUUCGUGAAAAGUUGUCGGAAAAAAAAAGCGUAAAAGUGCAUGUGAUAACUCCGAAAGAUAUUGUGAGUAGGCGACCUCAAGAUUUUAGGAAAUCUGAGAAAACGUCAUUCUAAGAACGAGACACAGUGGGUGUGAUUGAUUAACGGAUUUAUUUCGCUUAGUGAAGUAAAAGGAGUUUCUGGAUAUUCAGAUUAUCCUUUAACAUUGUCGCUUGCACUUUUGCCUCGUUUUCAAGCAAACUUUCUCGAAACAGCUGUAUGUGAACAACUUAAUGUGACCACCUUGCUUCUAGGACUCCACAAAAAAGCCGUCCAUAACAACUACCUGUUUGCUCGUUGAUGUUAAUGUUGUUCAAAUUUAUUGCUAAGUUCCUCUAUCUCUUUUAAAUUACGUUUUAGACAGACUGACUCCUCCAUUCUGUAUUGAUUCUCCUUACUUUGCUUUCCACCAGAAUCAUUAAGUUUAUUAUUUCAUUAUGAUUAUUUCAGUUCAGAGAAAUCAUCUUUGAGGAUCACUCAACUGGAAAGAAGAUUUACUUCAAGUCACGAAACAAUCAAGCUAUUAAGGCCUCCCUCAAUUACGGAAAAUCUGCAUACUCCUAUGGGUUGUGGGACGGUGUGGGGGCUGAUCCAGCUUAUUCCUACCAGCUUCUGAUUUGUGAUGAUCCGUUCUACAGGGGCUUCCUGAUUUCUGCCCACACAGGGGGUUGUUUUAUUACAUGCACCUAUUGGUGCUCCGAUGUUAGUGCGUCAUUCUUCCACACUGCAUUCACUAAUUCACAUGGACAGAAGGGUGGCGUGGCAUUUGGUGAAAAAGGUCAUGAAGUCCAUGAUAAAAGGCGUAUCAGUAUCGGCCUACGAUAA
Molecule: messenger RNA, 7797 nt
Organism: Pocillopora meandrina
Lineage: Eukaryota; Metazoa; Cnidaria; Anthozoa; Scleractinia; Pocilloporidae
Source: the annotation of a GenBank genome assembly